Bactrocera tryoni is the source of this 761-nucleotide messenger RNA. Its product is annotated as serine/threonine-protein kinase fray2-like. The transcript has a single exon. Lineage: Eukaryota; Metazoa; Arthropoda; Insecta; Diptera; Tephritidae. The record is from RefSeq and is a predicted model, not a curated record. Bases 129 to 761 code for a protein of 210 amino acids.
CGACGAAAGCAGUAAACAAAAUUAAAGUGAACAGUUAGUGCAGAAAAUACAUACACCAGUAAUUAAGACGCGGAAAAACUAAAUAAUCACAAUACUAUUUUCCAAAAAUAUCACUCAGCUAGGAGGACAUGGAAACCAAAAUGACUGAUCCGGAGGCAAAUCAAAAAUUAUUGCUAAAAGCGGUAAAGAAAGCAUACAAAGCACAGAAAUUGCUAAAUGAAGCAAUCAAGCGAUUGGAGGCUUCGAGCGAAAAGCAGAAGAAGAAGCACAAGGAGCCGAAGGAUAGUGAUAAUAGUAGCUCUAGCUUCAGUUCGAGUUCUAGCUCAAGUUCUAGUGACACUGAUUACGAAACAUUUAUCGAUUUGAUGAACGAAGUGGGCAAACCGUCCAAGCGUCACCAUGGACGUAAACACCAUCAUGGACGACGUAAUCGUCAUGGACGUGAUCGUUCGCGCUCCCGUUCGCAUUCUCGCGGAAGAUCUCGUGAUCACUCACGCGGUCAUUCUCGUGGAUGUUCUCGCGGACAAUCACGUGGUCAUUCCAAGACGCGUGAUCAAGAGUUGCGUCAACUGUCGAAAUGUUUUCGUGCCGCCAGCCUCCAAGCAGCUCCCUCUAUUCCGCAUGGUCGUCACCAGCAACACCACCGGCACUUGCGAUCACAUACUAGACCCGAAGUAGCUGGUAGAGCAAACAGAGGAUCUCGAUCUAAUUCACACGAAGGUCACAAAAAAUGCGAAGAUAGCAACAAGGCGAAAGGAUAA